Drosophila busckii is the source of this 4425-nucleotide messenger RNA. RefSeq names its product potassium voltage-gated channel subfamily H member 8 (gene Elk). Gene Ontology annotation, biological process: potassium ion transmembrane transport; regulation of membrane potential. The record is from RefSeq and is a predicted model, not a curated record. Bases 180 to 4040 code for a protein of 1286 amino acids. Gene Ontology annotation, molecular function: voltage-gated potassium channel activity. NCBI's taxonomy places the organism in Eukaryota, Metazoa, Arthropoda, Insecta, Diptera, Drosophilidae. The transcript has 16 exons. Gene Ontology annotation, cellular component: membrane.
ACAACAACAACAACAACAGCAGCAGCAGCAGCAAUUACAACAAGUUGUAAACAGCUCGCCUGGAGGCCUAAGGCGUCGGCACUCUCAGCCACCUACACACACUUACCAGUGUAGAAAGUUACUUUGCUGAGGGCACGUGAGACGGCGCCGCUCAAGGCGCACCGGCCGCCAACAUACCUAUGCCAGCCCGCAAGGGGCUGCUUGCGCCCCAGAAUACAUUCCUCGACACAAUUGCCACACGGUUCGAUGGCACGCACUCGAACUUUGUGCUCGGCAAUGCGCAGGCAAAUGGCAAUCCAAUUGUUUAUUGCUCGGAUGGGUUCGUGGACUUGACAGGAUAUUCUCGCGCGCAAAUUAUGCAAAAGGGCUGCUCAUGUCAUUUCCUUUACGGCCCGGAUACGAAGGAGGAGCACAAGCAGCAAAUUGAGAAAAGUCUUUUGAAUAAGAUGGAACUCAAGUUGGAAGUUAUUUUCUACAAAAAGGAAGGCAGCCCAUUUUGGUGUCUAUUUGAUCUUGUGCCCAUCAAGAAUGAAAAGCGGGAUGUCGUUUUGUUUUUGGCCUCCCACAAGGACAUUACGCACACCAAAAUGCUGGAGAUGAAUGUGAACGAGGAAUGUGAUAGCGUUUUUGCCCUUACAGCUGCAUUACUAGGCGCAAGAUUUCGUGCCGGCUCCAAUGCCGGCAUGCUGGGACUGGGCGGGCUGCCCGGCUUGGGUGGCCCCGCUGGCGCUGAUGGGGAUGCGGAGGCGGGUGAAGGCAACAACUUGGAUGUACCUGCGGGCUGUAACAUGGGGCGGCGACGUAGUCGAGCUGUGUUAUAUCAGUUGUCCGGGCAUUAUAAGCCUGAAAAGGGCGGCGUGAAAACCAAAUUAAAACUGGGCAAUAACUUCAUGCAUUCGACGGAGGCGCCAUUUCCGGAGUACAAAACGCAAUCAAUAAAGAAGUCACGCUUGAUUUUACCGCAUUAUGGCGUUUUCAAAGGCAUCUGGGACUGGGUCAUACUGGUGGCUACCUUUUAUGUGGCCCUAAUGGUGCCGUACAAUGCCGCCUUUGCCAAAGCGGAUCGACAGACGAUGGUCUCUGAUGUCAUUGUCGAAGCGCUCUUCAUUGUUGAUAUUUUAUUGAAUUUUCGCACGACCUUUGUCUCACGCAAGGGUGAGGUUGUCUCCAAUUCAAAACAAAUAGCCAUCAAUUAUUUUCGUGGCUGGUUCGCUUUGGAUUUAUUGGCCGCUCUGCCCUUUGAUCAUCUCUAUGCGUCCGACUUAUACGACGGCGAGGAAUCGCACAUACAUCUUGUGAAAUUGACGCGUCUGCUGCGCCUGGCGAGGCUGUUGCAAAAAAUUGAUCGAUACUCACAGCACACGGCCAUGAUACUGACUUUGCUGAUGUUUUCAUUUACGCUGGCGGCGCAUUGGUUGGCCUGCAUCUGGUAUGUCAUUGCUGUCAAGGAGUACGAGUGGUUUCCCGAGAGCAACAUUGUCUUGUUCACAGGUUGGCUACAGCUGCUUGCGGAGCGUAAGAACGCCACAGUUGCUAUACUAACAACGGCUGAAACUUACUCGACCGCCUUGUAUUUCACAUUCACCAGCCUCACCUCUGUGGGCUUUGGCAAUGUGUCGGCCAAUACAACGGCCGAGAAGGUUUUCACCAUUAUUAUGAUGUUGAUUGGCGCUCUUAUGCAUGCCGUCGUCUUUGGUAAUGUGACUGCCAUAAUCCAACGCAUGUACUCACGUCGUUCACUAUACGAGAGUAAAUGGCGCGAUCUCAAGGAUUUUGUAGCGCUGCAUAAUAUGCCCAAGGAGCUCAAGCAGCGCAUCGAGGACUACUUUCAAACUUCAUGGUCACUCAGCCAUGGCAUUGACAUAUACGAGACGCUGCGCGAAUUUCCGGAGGAGCUGCGUGGCGAUGUCUCCAUGCAUCUACAUCGUGAAAUAUUACAGCUGCCUAUAUUCGAGGCUGCCUCACAGGGCUGCUUGAAGCUCUUGUCGCUGCACAUCAAGACGAACUUUUGUGCGCCCGGCGAGUAUCUCAUACACAAAGGCGAUGCACUCAACUACAUUUAUUAUCUAUGCAAUGGCUCCAUGGAGGUGAUCAAGGACGAUAUGGUUGUCGCCAUAUUGGGCAAAGGCGAUCUCGUCGGCUCGGACAUCAAUGUGCACCUGGUGGCGACCAGCAAUGGCCAAAUGACCGCCACCACCAACAGUGCGGGACAGGAUGUUGUCGUUCGCAGCAGCAGCGACAUAAAGGCGCUCACCUACUGCGAUCUGAAGUGCAUACAUAUGGGUGGACUGGUGGAGGUGCUGCGUCUGUAUCCAGAGUACCAGCAGCAGUUCGCCAAUGACAUACAGCACGAUUUGACCUACAAUCUGCGCGAAGGCUAUGAGAACCAGGAGUCGGAUAUUGGACCCAACUUUCCGCUGCCCAGCAUAAGCGAGGACGAUGAGAAUCGCGAGGAGGGCGACAACGACAAUGAGCAGGAGAAAGAGGAUAAGCCCGUGUCGACGGGCGCGUCGCCGCUGCAUAGCAUCACGCGCUCGCCGCUGCUGGGCAUGAACAGUCCGCGGCAUCAGCGUCUGCAGCAGCGCGGUCGCUCGCUUAUAACGCUGCGUGAGACGAACAAGCGCGCGCGUCCUUUGAACAUGGCCAGCAGUCUGGAUCGCAAUUCAUUUGAGGAGGUGGACUCUACGCUGGAGGAGGACUCGGCAGGCAAGCGGCCCUCGUUGGAGCGUCUGGAUUCGCAGGUCUCAACGCUGCAUCAGGAUGUGGCGCAGUUGAGCGCUGAAGUGCGCAAUGCCAUAAGCGCGCUGCAGGAGAUGGCUUACUCCUCAGCUGCGCUGAAUCUGCAUGGCUCGAUGAAGUUUCCGCCAGCACGCUCCAUACCCAACAUCAGCGGCGUCGCAGCUGGACGCGUGGGCUUGGGCGGCGAAACGCCGCUGCUGGACAAUCAGUUGGCCAUGGGCGCUGCCGAAGCUGCUGUCAUGCAGCGCUGCAGCUCGCAUCCACCCGAGGUUUGGGGACGCGAAAUGCAGCUGCCAAAUGUGAACACUGCGCCCAGCUCCAAGGCUGCCUCGCCGGCUACAGUCGAGCCCAGCAGCAAGACCGCCAAUCGCAGCUGCCAGACGGACUUUUAUCGCAUUGAUUUUCCCACAUUCGAGCGCUUUGUGCUGGCGAAUCCGCGUCUGGUGCUGGGACUGCUGGGCAUUGAGCCAACCAUAAAGAACGAAAUGGAUUUGCUGCAGCAGAAGCAAACGCUGCAGAUUUCGCCGCUGAACACCAUCGAUGAAUGCGUUUCGCCACUGGCGCCCGAGCCCGGGCUGAGCAGCUCCAAGGAGCGACUGCUGCAAGCUUCUGCCUCAAGCGCACGCAUCUAUCCGCCGCUGGACGAUGAGAACUCCAAUGACUUUCGCUGGACCAUGAAACACUCGGCCAGCCAUCAAAGCUGCUGCAAGAGCACAGAUGCGCUGCUCACAGCGGAGCUGACAGCAGCUGGCCAGGAGCUGCCUGCAGAGCCGCAGCUGCCGCCACGCAGCAAGCGCAGCAUGCGCCGCAAUGGCAGCGGCGGCAGCAACUCCAGCUUGUCCAGCAGCAGCUCCAGCUCCAAUUGUCAUGUGUCCCAGAGCACAGGCAAUCUGACCAGCACCACCACCACCAAUGCUGCAGUACACUGCAGCAACAGCAGCCACAGCGUGGCCAACACCAGACGCGCUUCCUGGAAGCUGCAGCAGUCGCGCAGCGGCGAGUAUCGUCGCCUGUCCGAAGCUAAUGCGGAGUACUCACCACCCGCCAAGCAGCCUGUGCCCAUGCCCAACUAUGCAGCCAACUAUGAAGAGGAAAGCGUUGAGCUGCUGGGUCCACGUCGCGGCUCCAGCACUGAUGCGGCCAAGCAAACGCGCAGUCGCAUCUUGUUGGGCGUCAAUAGCGGCAGCGGCAGCGCUCAAAACAUGAGCUUCCGUUUCUCUGCCGGCGAUGCAGACAAAUUGGAAAAGGGCCUGCGUGGUUUGCCCUCAACGCGCUCAUUGCGCGAUCCCAGUGCCAAGUAAGGCGCCCCCCCCACUCAACACAAAGCGGCAUUGUUUAUGGCCAGCAUUUUGUUUUUGGCAGCUGACAGGGGGCGCGGCGCGUGUGUGGCAUGCAGCAUGUAGCUUGCGGCAUGUGUGUGUGCGUAUCAAGUUACCUACGCAUGCAACAGAAGGUCGAUGUGCGUGAUUUAUUUGCUAAUUAAUACUGAAAUACGAAGACGCUUGUACUUUUAAUAUCUUUAAGAUACAACAACAGCAGCAGAUUGAGUUAGAUUGUAAUUUUUAGGUAUUGCAAAUAAGAGUUAUGGCCUAACAUAAACAAAAUGAAGGCCGCAAAAAUGGGAAAUGCAAGAAUAAGAAAAAACCGCAGAUAAAUAACAAUUCAAUUUCAAUGUUUAUGUGAAGC